AUGGACUUGCAUCCACGGCUACGACGCAAGGCAAAAGAUCAGGCUCUAGACAAUCCAGUUUGGGGACCACUCCGCCGAAACAAACGGGCACGCAAGCACGAACGCUCACCCACUGAUGAUAUUGCACCUAUUCCAAAACGGGUCAAGUCAGUCAAAAGUGGUGGAACGAAAGCAAGGGCGCCAGAACCUCCCCUCAGAACUGGAAAAAGCAAAAGCUGCAAAAGAUUAGAGCGGCCGCCACCUCUCGCAUCAGACUCUGAGGACAACGUGGAGGUUAGCCAACCUCAGCGGUUAAAGAAGAGGGUUAUAGCUCGUGUCAGUGUUGAACCGUCAGAUAUUGAUUCGGACACUGCUAGCAAGCAGAGUGUCUCUGAUAGAGCUUCCAGCUCCGAAAUUGAAAUGUCGGACUCAGGAUCAGAGCCAGUCGAGAGCAUCGCAAAAGCUCUGUUUGAAGAGGUUCCUGCAAUUGUCAAUACACAGGCAGACCGCCAGAAAAAGCCUGCAAAGAGCCUUGGAGUGCGAAAGAAAAGAAAUAUACUGCCUGAAAUCCCCAUGUGGGACUCUCCAAUGACGAGGUCAUCCUUUGGACCGCAGCCUCUCAAACACAGUAGCAAGAGCAAUACGCCCUCCUCCGCAGUACAAGUCAAGGAAGAUGAGGAAGACCUUUCCAUCCUCGAAAUCAAACCUGAGCCCGAUGUGCCCCCACAUGCUGACGCGAUGGCUGAUCUUGUCUACACGAAGACUGGGUCAGUGCGACUUACGGACCAGAACACGGAGCUUCGCAAGGUCAAGGCAUACAUUGCCUUCAAGCACGGGUACCCUGAAAUUGUGGCCAAGAACUCAUAUGCGCGGGAAAUCUUACUUCAGGCUGCGAAGCACCACAAGACAGCGCCAAUUGAGAAACGGAUGUAUGUUGAUGAUGAGUAUUUGUCGGCACUCGCCAAUCUAAUUGAUGCUCGUGCGAGCCUCUUCCGCACUGAAAUCAAGGACGUCGCCUAUAAAUAUGCCCCAGGCUACUUUCGACUCGGCCGUGACUGCAAUGCUAUCGUUGACCGUCUCCUUGCGGGUCAUUCCUACAUUUUUCCGCAGACAUUUGAUGUUAGUUUUUUCGCACAAGAAUUUGACAUCCCACUGACACCUCGCAUCAAGGCUGAGGGUCUUCCUUCUCCAAAACGACAGAAGCCAUAUCAAGGGCAGCCCAUAGUCGACACUCUAUACGAGACAUUCUUCAAAAACACGAAGUCAGUUGGUUUGCAGUUUGCUCAGCACUUUCUUGACAUUGCGGAGAACAAAACUGGUCGACCAGAAAUCCCUAUCCCCAUGUUGGCCAUGGUCAGCACAGCUAUCCAUGCUGUUCUCGUUGCAAAGAAGAACAAGGCAGGUGAAGAUUUCAAGUUCACUGUGGCGUUGUUGGAGAGAAUCCGAAGGACGGCUCCUGUCAAGUUUCACAAAAUGAUGGCCGAUAUUUACGAGGAGGUCCAGCAUUUACGUCGUGACACAAUUGGAGUCUAUGACAAAGAUACCGAUCUAGCAUUCUUGGACCUUGAGGGAAUGGAUGACGAGUAG
This is a messenger RNA of Suillus discolor, 1566 nucleotides long. RefSeq lists its product as uncharacterized. The record is from RefSeq and is a predicted model, not a curated record. NCBI's taxonomy places the organism in Eukaryota, Fungi, Basidiomycota, Agaricomycetes, Boletales, Suillaceae. Bases 1 to 1566 code for a protein of 521 amino acids. The transcript is spliced from 14 exons.